AUGGCAGGUACACUUGAAGAUAAAUCUAUCUGGGAAGAUGAAGAAUUGCUUGGUGAAGAAGUUUUAAGGAUGCCAACAGAUGAAAUCCAAAAUCGAACUCGAUUAAUGGACAAUGAAAUUAAAAUAAUGAAAUCGGAAGUCAUGCGAAUAACACAUGAAUUACAAGCUCAGAAUGAGAAGAUUAAGGAUAAUACUGAGAAGAUUAAAGUGAAUAAAACACUUCCAUAUUUAGUAUCGAAUGUAAUUGAAUUAUUAGAUAUUGAUCCACAAGAAGAAGAAGACGAUGGAGCAGUAAAUUUGCUGGAUUCACAGCGCAAAGGUAAAUGUGCAGUAAUAAAGACGUCUACACGUCAAACUUACUUUUUACCAGUCAUUGGUUUGGUCGAUUCUGAAAAAUUAAAGCCUGGAGAUCUUGUUGGUGUGAAUAAAGAUUCCUACUUGAUUCUCGAGACACUUCCAGCAGAAUAUGAUGCUCGUGUCAAAGCUAUGGAAGUUGAUGAACGUCCAACUGAACAAUAUUCAGACAUAGGAGGUUUAGAUAAGCAAAUUCAAGAGUUGAUUGAAGCUGUUGUCUUACCAAUGACUCACAAAGACAAGUUUAAGAAUCUUGGAAUUCAUCCACCAAAAGGAGUAUUGCUUUACGGACCACCUGGAACUGGCAAGACAUUGUUAGCAAGAGCUUGUGCAGCACAAACCAAGUCAACAUUCUUGAAAUUAGCUGGUCCACAAUUAGUUCAGAUGUUUAUUGGUGACGGAGCUAAAUUAGUUCGUGAUGCUUUUGCGCUAGCCAAGGAAAAAGCACCUGCAAUUAUUUUCAUUGAUGAGUUGGAUGCUAUAGGAACAAAACGUUUUGAUUCAGAAAAGGCUGGUGAUCGUGAAGUUCAACGUACUAUGUUGGAACUGCUUAAUCAAUUAGAUGGCUUUAGUUCAACAGCCGAUAUUAAAGUUAUUGCAGCCACAAAUCGUGUUGAUAUCCUUGAUCCUGCUCUUCUUAGAUCAGGUCGAUUAGAUCGUAAAAUUGAAUUCCCACAUCCAAAUGAAGAAGCUCGUGCACGUAUUAUGCAAAUUCAUUCACGUAAAAUGAACGUAAGUCCUGAUGUCAACUUUGAGGAAUUGGCAAGAACGACUGAUGAUUUCAAUGGAGCACAAUGUAAAGCCGUUUGUGUUGAAGCUGGUAUGAUUGCAUUAAGACGAUCUGCAAGUAGCGUAACACAUGAAGAUUUCAUGGAUGCUAUUAUGGAAGUGCAAGCAAAGAAGAAGGCAAACUUGAACUACUAUGCAUAA
Chironomus riparius is the source of this 1284-nucleotide messenger RNA. The record is from the annotation of a GenBank genome assembly. Lineage: Eukaryota; Metazoa; Arthropoda; Insecta; Diptera; Chironomidae.